CUGGUCACACUGAGACUUCUUUAAAAAGAAUUCCACUAAACAUCGCAGUUUUUUAUUUGACAGUUUAACUGUUCAAUUGUUUGUAGUGGAAGGUUUCGGCGUUGUUUUUUUUUUUUUGCUUGAGCACGAACGAUCAUGGCUUGGGUCCCCAAUUCACAGUUCGAGGAUGAUCUGGUCGCCAUGGAGCCGGAUUUCAAUUUUGUUCAUGGUCAGCUGGCCUACGAUAUCAAGAAGCAACAGGAGUUUUGCCCGCGACCCAAGAGCACAUACGAAUAUUUAAAGUCUCGGGAAAAGAGGAAUUCCGAGCUCGAAAAUAUACACGAAAGCGCUGGCGGAAAGGGUCGCGAAAUUCGGGAUAGCCUUCAGCUAAUGGAGAAAAUCCAGAAGAUAGCGGGCACAAGGCCACUGGGUGAGCACGCCACAAUGGCAGAUUGGGAGGAUGACAGCACGAAGGAACUGGAGGCGAUAGCUAUGAUGCGACACUUCGGAAUGAUGUCCAUGGCAGGAGACUCGCUGCCCGUUGUGCCCGAUAUUAAACCUCCAGAAGGACCCAUUCACAUUAUAAGAAAUGGCCGGAAACCAUUUCCCCUAAUCACAGAUCCCGAAUUCUUCAGACCUCGCAGGAUUCCCCGUCCGAAGAAUCCCAGUCCCAGUGGAUCCUAUCACACUGCCAAAAGUACAAUCAGUUCCAUCAGUCUUUAUGGAUCUGCCAGGUCCUAUUCGGGCAGCAGUCAGGAAGAGGUUAAGAUCAAGGAGUUCAAGCCGGAGAAAUACCGCGAAAUACCUUACCAACCGCUAGAAGAGAGUUUCGACCUGAACGUGGAAUCGCCAUUCCCCACCGAGGCACCUCCUAGCCAGUUUGGAAACCCAAUGAACCAGAAAGAACGUCGCCGGCAAAACGAAAUUACUAAACCAAAGCAAUAACGUACCAAAGAAGUUUCUUUUAAAGUAAUUCGUUUGUCAGAAUCAAAAUAUCAAACACUAUAUUGUUUUAUGAAAAUAUUAAAUUACACUUAUAUUAAAUUACACUUAUGGCAACUGCCAACUGCAGUUUUAGAAAUACAAAGCAAGAUACCGGAUAUCAAAGAGUAAACAAAAUAUUUAUUUGUUUUUUCAAAUUAAAUUCAAAAGAACGUACAUAUAAAUGCUGAACUCAACUAGUUAGUCCUCGAAAAAAAUAUACCCUUAAAUUAAAUUCUUGAAUAUAAAUUAAUUCAUGCACAGGAAUAUUUUCCAAAUGAUUUAGUAAUAAUUCCAUAGUAACC
This is a messenger RNA of Drosophila teissieri, 1265 nucleotides long. RefSeq lists its product as uncharacterized. Lineage: Eukaryota; Metazoa; Arthropoda; Insecta; Diptera; Drosophilidae. The record is from RefSeq and is a predicted model, not a curated record. The transcript is spliced from 2 exons. Bases 136 to 924 code for a protein of 262 amino acids.